GUCGUGGAGGUUACAUCGCCGGUGGUGUUUGCGCAUUUCUUUUCGUAAUGUUGGAAGGUGUCAAACAUGUUUUGUUAGUGCUUUCUGGUAAAGGUGGUGUUGGAAAAUCAACAAUCAGCACACAAUUGGCACUUGCACUUAAGGAAUCAGGUUUUCGAGUUGGUUUGUUAGACAUCGAUCUUUGUGGACCUAGUGUGCCUUAUUUGUUAAAUUUAGAAGGCAAAGAUGUUCAUCAAUCUUCUGACGGAUGGGUGCCAGUGUUUGCAGAUAAGGAACAAAAAUUGGCUGUCAUGUCUAUAGGAUUUUUAUUAAAAAGUCAAAAUGAUAGUAUUGUUUGGAGAGGUCCAAAAAAAACUGGAAUGGUUAAACAAUUUUUAACAGAUGUUAUUUGGCAAGAUAUUGAUUAUUUAAUCAUUGAUACACCACCAGGAACCUCAGAUGAACACAUCACAGUAAUGGAAAACUUAAAAAAUGUUAAAUGUGAUGGUGCACUUAUAGUAACUACUCCACAAGCAGUUGCAGUGGAUGAUGUUUUACGAGAAAUAACAUUUUGUAGGAAAACUGGGAUUCAUAUAUUUGGUAUUAUUGAAAAUAUGAGUGGUUUUGUCUGUCCAUCAUGUUCAGAAUGUACAAAUAUAUUUUCCGCGGGUGGAGGAAUAGCUCUUUCUAAAAUGGUAAAUGUUCCAUUCUUAGCAAAAGUGCCUAUAGAUCCACAAGUGGGAAAACUAGCACAUACUGGUCAAAGCAUUCUAGUAACAUUACCUGAUAGUCAGGUAGCACAAGUGUUUCGAAAGCUAGUCGAGGAACUUACCCAGAGCAAGGAAGCAUGAAAAAUUUGAUCUCAUGUACACGGUGUUCUCAAUGAAAUACUGUACUUGUUCGUGAUGAUAAUAUUAGCCCUCUGCGAACUUUCGCAUUUUUUAAAUAUUUUUUAGUAAGACUAAAAAUAAGAUAAAUUAAUUUGAAAAGAAAAACAUUCAGGUUUUAGUGGAAAAUAUAUUAUCAUGACAUAAUAAUAAACAUAUGAGACAUAUGUAAAAUAUUUGUAUACAAAUAAUAUAUAGGAUCAUAAGGGGAUCGUUUAAUUGCAUUUUACAUAAAAGAGGUAGAAUAUAUGUGUACAAAUACAACGAUUUUUAUAUAAUAGCAUUUAUGAGAAAUAUAUAAAAGAUUUUGCACAUUGUAACAAAUUAGUACAUGUGUGUAUAUAUAAUUCUGUGUCAGUGUUAAUAAAACAUUUACAUUUUACAUUUUAAAGUUUUUGUACAAAAAUGUGAAUAGAUUAUUAUAAUAUCAUUGUAUAAUGUAUA
Messenger RNA from Apis laboriosa (Himalayan honeybee), 1310 nucleotides. It is a transcript of the gene Nubp2, whose product is annotated as cytosolic Fe-S cluster assembly factor NUBP2 homolog. Lineage: Eukaryota; Metazoa; Arthropoda; Insecta; Hymenoptera; Apidae. The record is from RefSeq and is a predicted model, not a curated record. The coding region runs from base 48 to 830 and encodes 260 amino acids. The transcript is spliced from 5 exons. Gene Ontology annotation, cellular component: cytosol. Gene Ontology annotation, molecular function: ATP binding; ATP-dependent FeS chaperone activity; 4 iron, 4 sulfur cluster binding. Gene Ontology annotation, biological process: iron-sulfur cluster assembly.